AUUCCUCGACCUCAACACCUCUCGCGCCCUAAUACCAUUCAGUCAUGGGUCAGAAACGACGUAGAGACCCCAAGGGGUCGGCGCUUCAGUCGAAAAAGAAAACGAAGGGCUCUUCUACGCAUGUCUCGAAUGGAAAUGAGAGCGGGGAUGAGAUCGUGGGAAUGAACGAUCUCAACUGGUCGUCCGUGGAUCUCCCUGAUCGCAUGGAGGAUACGGAAGGCUUCUUUGGUUUGGAGGAAAUCGAAGGGGUCGAUAUCGUGCGACCGGAUGGUAUCGGAGAGAUCAAGUUCAAGGCCAAACCAGGGAAACCUAAGAACUCCAUCUUGAAACAAAAAUCAGCCGAGGAGAGUGGCUCCGACGACGAAUGGAGCGGCUUUGGUGAUGAUGAUGAUGAUGCUGUCGACGGGGACGCGACGGAGGAUGUGCCAGUGACCGAAGAUGACAAGGGCCAGGACGACACCAAGCGGAAACCGAAAGCAAAGGACGCCAAGCCUGAGGAAAGCCAGGAAACCGGAAAGAAAGAGAAGAAAGAGAAGAAGAAUCCAAAGAGAGAAGCGAAAGCGAAACUUGCGAAUAAUGCCGAUAAAAGCAUCAAACCGGGGCUAUCCUUCGCAGCGCUACAAGACGAGGAAGAAGACGACGGUGUGGACGUCUCCGAGUGGGAGUCGCUCGGUCUCGCCCCGGAGAUCCUCACCAGUCUCUCAAAGAUGAAGUUCAGCACCCCAACCACUGUUCAAAAGUCCUGCAUUCCACAGAUCUUGAAGGGCCACGACGUCGUGGGAAAAGCCUCGACGGGUUCCGGAAAAACCCUGGCCUUUGGCAUUCCGCUCUUACAGCACUACCUAGAGCGGAGACGGGAUCGAGAGGGAAAGAAGUCGGACAAGACGGAACGGCCACCUCUGGCUCUGAUUCUUUCCCCAACGAGAGAAUUGGCCCACCAGCUGGCAAAGCACAUUGGAGAGCUGAACAACAAUGCCCCGGGAGCCAAUGCUCGAAUCGCGCUCCUGACCGGUGGUCUGUCCGUGCAGAAACAGCAACGUCUGCUGGUUGGAGCUGAUAUCGUCAUCGGAACUCCCGGUCGACUGUGGGAGGUCCUCCGUACGGGAACCGGGUUGAUCCGUAAGAUGCAGCAGAUCAAAUAUGUCGUGGUUGAUGAGGCGGAUCGGCUGCUGAGCCAGGGCCACUUCAAGGAAGCUACGGAGAUUCUCGAUGCGCUCGACCGUGUGGAGGUGGACGAGACCCCGGAAGGUGAGGAGGCGGCGUCCGAGGAAGAAAACCCUCGCGACGAGCGGCAGACAUUGGUGUUCUCGGCGACAUUCCACCGCGACUUGCAGCAGAAGCUAGCCGGCAAGGGCCAGUGGUCGGGAGGCGAUGUCAUGAGCACCCAGGAGUCCAUGGAGUAUCUAUUGAAGAAGCUCAACUUCCGCGAAGAGAAGCCCAAGUUCAUCGACGCGAACCCUGCUUCGCAGAUGGCCGAGGGUCUCAAGGAAGGCAUCGUCGAGUGCCCUGCAAUGGAAAAGGACCUCUACCUCUACACCCUAAUGCUCUACCAUCCCAAACACCGCACCCUAGUGUUCACCAACUCCAUCUCCGCCGUGCGCCGACUCACCCAACUCCUGCAAGCGCUCAAGCUUCCCGCCCUCGCGCUGCACUCCUCCAUGGCUCAAAAGGCCCGUCUCCGCUCCGUGGAGAAGUUCUCCUCGCCGACAGCCGACCCAGGUUCCAUCCUCGUCGCCACGGACGUCGCCGCCCGCGGUCUCGAUAUCAAAGGAAUCGAAUUCGUCGUCCACUACCACGCGCCCCGCGCCGCUGACGCCUACGUCCAUCGGUCCGGUCGUACCGCGCGUGCAGGCGCAUCCGGAAAGAGCGUCAUCAUCUGCUCGCCGGAGGAGAUGACGAGCGUUAUCCGUCUGGCAGCCAAGGUGCAUGCCCGCAGGGGCGACGCCAAGAGCAUGCCCCUCGAGUCGCUGGAGCUAGACCGCCGAGUAGUGGGCCGCGUCAAGCAGCGGGUGGUCCUAGCGUCGAAGUUGACGGAGUCGAAUAUCGCCAAGGAAAAGAUUACGGCAGAGGACAACUGGCUCCGCAAGGCGGCGGAGGAUCUCGGAGUCGACUACGACAGUGACGACUUGGAGGACGCCCAGAGCCGGCCCCGUGGACGGGGAGGUGGUCGUGAGCAGCGGCAACGCGAGGCCGGCAGCGUCAGCAAGGCUGAGCUGGCCGGCAUUCGCGCCGAGCUGAACCACCUGCUGUCGCAGCGUGUCAACGUCGGCGUCAGCGAGAAGUAUCUGACUUCUGGGCGUGUGGAUAUCGAAGCCCUGCUGCGGGGCGAGGGCAAUCAGAGCUUUUUGGGACAAGUGGAUCCGUUGGGAUUUUAGUGACACAUAUUCCAGCAUAUGCAAGAGAUACCAUUAAAAUUAGUCGAUGGGGUUUACAUUCAUAUUAUAUUAAC
This is a messenger RNA of Aspergillus campestris IBT 28561, 2449 nucleotides long. It is a transcript of the gene mak5, whose product is annotated as ATP-dependent RNA helicase MAK5. The transcript is spliced from 3 exons. Gene Ontology annotation, molecular function: ATP binding; RNA helicase activity; nucleic acid binding. The record is from RefSeq and is a predicted model, not a curated record. The coding region runs from base 45 to 2375 and encodes 776 amino acids. Gene Ontology annotation, cellular component: nucleolus. NCBI's taxonomy places the organism in Eukaryota, Fungi, Ascomycota, Eurotiomycetes, Eurotiales, Aspergillaceae.